GUUUGUUGGGCCCAUUAUGGCGGUCACUGAUUUUGGAAAUAAAGAUGAUAAAGCAAGGGCAUUUUUGGAAAAUCACAACCUAACUCAGUUGCGCCGGUUUAUAUAAUGUUAAUCGAUUCCAAAGACGGAAGUGGAAGAAGUGUUUUAGGGUUUCUGUUCUGGUGCUCCGGCGCCGAUUUUCAGGUUUGAAACAAUGUCUCGUGUGUACGUGGGUAAUCUGGACCCACGAGUUUCUGAGCGUGAGCUUGAGGAUGAGUUUCGUGUGUUUGGAGUUAUUCGAAGUGUGUGGGUUGCCCGAAGGCCUCCUGGCUAUGCUUUCAUUGACUUUGAUGAUCGAAGGGAUGCUGAUGAUGCAAUCCGUGAAUUAGAUGGCAAGAAUGGGUGGAGGGUUGAAUUAUCUCACAAUUCUAGAGGUGGAGGUGGGCGUGGAGGUGGAGGUGGUCGUGGGCGCUCUGGUGGUUCUGACUUGAAAUGUUACGAGUGUGGCGAGCCAGGUCAUUUUGCUCGUGAGUGCCGCAUGCGAGGUGGUGCAGGAAGACGCCGCAGCCGCAGCCCUAGAUAUCGUCGUAGCCCAAGCUAUGGACGAAGCCCCCGAGGACGAUCUCCAAGACGCCAAAGCCCCUCUCCUCGUGGACGCAGCUACAGCAGGUCUCCACCAUACCGUGGACGUGAAGAAUUAACGUAUGCCAAUGGAAAUGGUGCCAGGGAUCGUCGCCGAAGCAGGAGCUGAGAUUCAUCCACCAGUCUUUGCUCUGUUCUGGCAACAUUGGGAUUAAUUGUGUUUAGUAUGUUUGGACUUCAAUACGGACUAUGUUUUAAUUAGGCAACGCCCACAGGCUCUUGGACUUGGAUAAGUGUUCUUCUUUCUUAAUUGCUAUGAUGGUUUCCUUUUGCUUAUCUAUGCUGGAAAGUCCUAAUGUGCUUAAGAAAUUACAUAGGCGACAGGGAUAUAAUCACUAAAUUUAUUGAGAAAGCAUUCCUGAGAACUCUGCUAAAAAGUUCUUGCUUUUUUUUUUUUUUUUUUUUUUUUGAGGUGUCUUCAUUGGUUUUCUGCUUCUACACCCCCUUGAGGUUUUCUUGUUUGCUGCCUUGCUAUGGGGAUAUGGGAUCUUCAAUGCUCGGAAAAUUGUGGGUCCCAUUUUCGUCACAUCUCUAGAUGCUACUGUUUGAAUCUCUCCCCAGCUGUGAUGUCUCUCCCUCAAAACUCUAUUGGCAUUUCUUUUCUUUAACUUAUAAAAGGAUUUGAGGAGCUGCGCUUCUGGCAGGUACUUAUAUCUGUUCCACAGAAGUUGGUUUUGGGGGUCCUUAAACAGUGGGGUUUGGUAACUUUUAGAUCUUAUGUUGUAAAUUCUCAUUAGCACUAAGAAGUUAUGAAAGGAUUUACAAGAGAUGCUCUUUUUGUCUUUUUCUUUUUUGGGUAGGAAAUUGAUGGAUUUGGAAUGCAAUGAAUUUUCUCACUGGUUAUUUUAUUUAAGGACUUUUUUGGUCAUUCAGAUGACAGGAAGAAUGAAUUUGGAAACUUCUGUCGGGUUGGAAAGUCAGGAUUCUGGACCCUCCUCAUAGUGUCUGCAUCAGAUGAAACAUCUUGGUAGAUGAGUCUUUGACAUUUGCACUAGGUUUGAGGAUGGGAGUCCGGGAGUGGGAUGGUCAAAAAGUGAUUAGGGUAGACAUCUAGGGGGGUAGGUGUUGGGUGGUUAAGGUGGUUAAUAAAUGCUGCACUGAGCU
Molecule: messenger RNA, 1725 nt
Organism: Rubroshorea leprosula
Lineage: Eukaryota; Viridiplantae; Streptophyta; Magnoliopsida; Malvales; Dipterocarpaceae
Source: the annotation of a GenBank genome assembly